Molecule: messenger RNA, 1731 nt
Organism: Lutra lutra (Eurasian river otter)
Lineage: Eukaryota; Metazoa; Chordata; Mammalia; Carnivora; Mustelidae
Product: ATP-binding cassette sub-family A member 10-like
Biological process (GO): lipid transport; transmembrane transport
Cellular component (GO): membrane; intracellular membrane-bounded organelle
Molecular function (GO): lipid carrier activity; ABC-type transporter activity
Source: RefSeq, a predicted model, not a curated record
AAGGAAUCUUAGCUGUUCUCCUAGAAAAAAAAACAAUGAAUCAGAGGCGCUUCUAAGUUCCUCACUCAUUUUCCUGAGAGUCAAAUUUGUUUUUAACUUUCCACUUUGCACAAGUUAUUGCUGUACAAUAUUUACCUCACCCUUUCCAUGAACAGGGGAAAAUGAUUGAAAGAGAGAUAAGCAUGUAUCAACAAACUCAGGCCCUUUUAUACAAGAAUUUUCUUAAACAAUGGAGAAUGAAAAAAGAGAGCGUAUUGAACCCUUCAGAGCAACCCAUCUUCCCGAACAGCCUCCUCAUGUCCUGGGAUGUAUGGAUAAAUUUAACGACUCUGAUCGGCUGUGGCGCAUACCCCAGUCACGAACACGACGCAGAGGUUAAUGGAGAAGAUGGCUUUGGCUUCCUUUAUGAAAGGAAGGAUAAUCACGAGGAAUGCUGUUACAGAAAUGAUGGCUACGGCACGUUCAGAAAACUAUCAUGAAAUGGUGGGAACUGUGUUUCGUGAUACUUUUUCAUAUCAGCUGAAGUUUAGUUGGGGAUACGAAGUCCCAAAGAUGGAAGAAAACUCGGAUUACGCAGGUAACUAUAUAAGAAUUGAUUCUAUCUUUUUUGCUGCUUCAUCAAAUCCCCAGCUUGGAAGGACUGAUAGAAAUGUUAAUAAAAUCAAGAAAAUAAAUAAUAUACUUUUUAUUUCUGAACUUAGUGAUCAGUCUUUACUACAGAAUUAUUCUGUCCACCAUUCAAUAAUACUCUUCUUUAUUCCUGUUUUGCAGAAUGCUUUAAAAAAUAUCACGACAAAUCAUUCUGUGAUGGAAAAGUUGACAUCAGUUAUUGGAAUCAAUAUGAGGAUGCCACCUUUCAUUUCUAAUGGAGGUAUUAUAAAUAACUGGUUUACUUUUAUUUGUGUGGUUUAUUUCCCCCCUUUUGUGUACUUCACAUCAUUAAAUGUUACACGGGAAAGAAAAAAGUUAAAGAAACUGAUGACAGUGAUGGGUCUCCAAGAGUCUGCCUUUUGGCUCUCCUGGGGAUUAAUGCCUGCUGGUUUUGUAUUUAAAUUGUCCAUUGUUAUGGUUCUGAUCAUAACAUCUAUCCAAAUUGUAGUAAUUGUUGGCUUCAUGGUGAUAUUCACACUCUUUGUCCCAUAUGGCCCGUCUUUGAUAGCAUUGGCUUUCCUCCUGAGUGUGCUGAUAAAGAAACCUAUCCCGGGUUUGGUUGGGUUUCUCUUCACUAUAUUUUGGGGACGUCUGGGAGUCACUGUAUUAUACAGACAACCUUCAUCUUUGGGAUGGACAUUAGGUCUUAGCCCCUUUGUCUUCAUUGCUGGAAUGACCCAGAUUUUACACAUGGAUUAUUCCUUGAUUGGCGUUAUUUUUCCUGAUCCAUCUGGAGAGUCAUACAUAAUGAUGAUUGCUUUCUUCAUUCUGGCAGUUGAUCUCAUCUAUUUGAUAUUAACGUUAUAUUUUGAGCGAGUUUUGCCUGCUUACUUUUCAAAUACUAUCCUAACCCCCACCCUCUACUAUGGGAAGACACAACGAAGAUGGCCCUUGUUCUUCCCCAAGUCUUCAUUGUGGUCCCAACGUCAAAACACUCAUUAUGAAGUCUCUGAGGAUGAAAUAAAUCCUGAGCAUUCUGAUGACUCUUUUGAACCAGGGCCUCCAGAGUUCCAUGGAAAAGAAGCUAUAAGAAUCAGAAAUGUUACAAAAGAGUAUGAUGGAAAGCCUGAAAAAGUGUAA